AUGGCAAAUACUGACAUUUUCCUGGGCCUGGCAGAGGCUGAUGUCAACAAGGCAGUGGCGUGGCUGGAAGACGCGCGCCACAUGCCGGCGUCUAGUGGUUUUUCACCAACGCAAUGGCUGUGGCAUUGGUUCUCGUCUACGCCAGCCUUUGCGCCUGUGACGGAGGCUGCGGAGAAGAUGGACACCGUCUUUGGCUUUAGCUCUGGCGAUUGGGCUUUUCAUUGGGUCGAAGAGAUGGAAAAAGCUACCCUGAACCCGGGUUCAGCACCGACGCAGACUGCUUUGGACAGCAAGUGGCCGCAUUUUCCUAAUGGCCACCGCUCCCUGGGACUGGCCCCUGCAGAUCUUCUCCGUGCGCAUGCGUGGUUGGAAGAGGCCGCUUCUUUCAAUGGUGCCGGCGGCUGGGAAGAAGACGACUGGCUUCGCUAUUGGAUGGAGCAGGACUCAGCCUUUGAGACUUUGCUUCAGCGCGCUAGGGAGGCCGACCAUGGCUGGAAUAUUGGUCAAUGGCUUUGGCUUUGGGUGUCGCAAGCCGACCGACCUCAGCCACCUCCGGCGCCUCCUUUGGGCACUGCGCCGCCUUUGGCUACUGGCAUUGGGCCGGACGCUUUCCCGCUCAGCCAGCACAAUGAGACGGUAAUCGUCCGGCAGAUUUACUGCCGUUCCACAUGUCAGGACUGCGGGGCUGGCCAUUGCGGGGUCGUCCUUACACGCGAAGAUUUGCCUCAUCGGCACCGCUGGCGUCUGGCAUCGGAGCGUGCCGAUGGAAAUCAGAGCUUGCGUGCAGUUUCGGAGCUUCUUUCAAUUCUGGUCUGGCUGUGGACGCUCCACACAUUCCUCCAGGCGCACCUCUCAGAGUGUUUCGUCCUUUCCUUGGCCCAGCUUAUUGACUUUGCACUGGCUUUACGGCCUCCUCUGUGCGUCAAGUUCUUCUAUCUGCUCUGUGCCGCUUUGGCGUGUUUCACUUUGGCCGACACAUGUUCUAUGGCCGACCCAGGGAGCGACAAUGGGAGAGGCCUUCUCAUGCAGCCGACCCCCUCAGACAAGCUUUCAGUUCUUUGGGAAUCUUUGAACCUUGAUUUCCCGGAAGAGGUUGUGUCUCAUUCGGAGUUGAACCGCACCAUUCGUAAUUUUGGGUUCCUGGCUACCUCCUUUGACCAGUUGGACCAGUGGUUGGAGUCACACGGUCUCCUGGACUUUGGCUCCGGGACACAUGCGGACCUUCGGUGUCUUUGGCACAGGUCACAUGCAUUGGCUUGUUCUGAGGGACACACGGCAGCUGUGCCCUUUCCGCCGCAACCCUCUGCUCUGCCUUUACCGCAGGACCAGUCCUUCAGCGCGGCUUCAGACCCUAACCACACCAUGUCAGGUGCUGCAUCGUGGAACGAGCCUUUCCCAGCUAAGCUCUCCUCAGACAAAACGGCCGAGCUUCGAGCCGCUUUCCUGCGGAAAUACCCUAGCGAGGUUUUGGACGAUUCCACUAUGCCUUCGGCUCGUCUCCUUGCUUUGGCGUUUAAACAAGCCUCGUCCCAAGAGUGGCGCUUCAUCCCUUGGCGUUGGCGCAUGUCAGUGCUUGAGCUUGAAGAGCAGCAGUUGCAGCGCCCCCGCAAGCUAGCCAGGACUGAGUUGGCAGAUCUCAUUUUGGAUGAUGUCCCCUCUCGGAACCUCCCGGACACACUGGGCAUGUUUGCAUCGAGUCUACCUUCCUCCGUUUUGCUUCGGCUCGCUUUGACAAUAGCAGUGGCCUUCGCCCACCCAACGCAUUGGAAUGUGAGCAGGCAGAUCGCCGAUUUUGGGAGGCUGUGUCCGAACUCCGUUUGCAAGGUUGGUCUUUGGACGACUGCAUCCAUGAGAACACAGCCGUCCGCAGCGAGCUGGCUUCUCUUUUGGCUCCGCGCGUUUUUCUGCCUAAGGCCAUGCGCCGCCCGGAGGGCAAAGGAGCAGGUGGAGGAAAGGGCAAUGGCCCCGGUGCUGGCUUUGGCAACGGACGCGGACGCGGCAAAGGCAAGGGGGAUGGAAGAGGUCGUGGGAGUGGCCUUGGCACCGGUCGCGGGGGAUCCGGUCUGGGCAACCAAGGCAACUCCGCGGGGACCUCCACAAAUCGUCAAGAGUGGGCAUCCUCCGCAAAAAUUAACGGAGAAGUCAAGGGGACCGGACCCAUCUUUCGAGCAGGCAGCUGGGUCCGGUCUGCCUUUGUUCGUGCCUGCCAUUUUGCCUUUGUCUUCCCAGAGCUCUUCAACUCCGGCAACCGCUGCUCCGGCAAAGCAGGCGCCCGAGCCUUUGAUGCCCGUUUUUCCUCACGAGGGGGCUUUGGCUUUGUCCGUUUCUGAUUCGCUAUCCCCAAGAAGCCCGCCACCACUGUACACAGAUCCCGAUGUGGACGUCUUGGCCCCGGACAGCCUCAACCCAACGCCAUCUCCUGCACCGGUCUCCGCAGAGUCCAUGCCAGGGCCGUUUCCCCCGGCCUCCUCGCGGGUCACCUCUGCCCUACAGUCAGUUCGGGAUUUCAAGCAACCCUUCUUCCUGGACAUUUGCGCGGGAGCGGGCUCACCGCUCAGCUCCGCUUUCUUGGAGAAGGGAGUACCUUGUUUGUCUAUAGACAUUCUCAUUGACACAAACAUGGAUCUUCUCCAGGACGACUUCUUUGAACAUUUGCUGCGCAUUUGCACGUCCCGCCAGGUGUCGCUCAAACAGCCCCCCAACAGCGUGGCCUGGAUGGAGCCGAUUGCGACCAAUUUCUUGGCAGCCAUCAGCGCGGAUCUGGUCCACGUGGCCGCUUGUUCCGGUUUGCGUGAUGAGUCCGGCAAUUUUUGCAGUCGGGCUUCUGCAGAGUACCCCCCCCUUUUAGCAGACAUGUAUGCGGAGCAAGCUCUGCCCCUCUUCGACGUGGAACCAGGGGGAGGUACUGCCCUUUCUUUCGCCACGGUACCUUUGCUUUCCAAACCCAAGGCCCUUCACGAGGCUCCCGUGGCUUCGCAGGAUGGGGCCGGCAUCCUCUCCACGCCAGACUGGAGCGCACCACCCUCGGGAGCCACAGACGUGUUCGCACACCUUAGGCCUAAGCUAAUGGCCUUUCUUCUUCAGGGUCGUUUGCCUCAGCGUUUGCGCACUUUGGUUUUGGGGGGAUCCGCGGAACCUCUUUUCUCAAGCUCGGAGAUAGACGCCCUGCGUUGCAUCUUCCAGGACUGGCUCUCCGCGCAUUUCCCUGGCGUUUCCGUAUCCUGGGAAAUAUCCGCAGGGCAACCGUGCUGCCUCCAGGCGCUGGCAGCUGUCUCACGCAUCUGUCAAGAUCGAGACGUAUCCCUGUUCACCUGUCUGGAACAGGGAGUGCCUACUGGCUUUGACGGGGACAUUCCGUUGUCCAACGUUUUCCUGCCACAAGGAGGAGGCCAUCCUUUCGAGCAAUCACUUGGCAUUUGUCAUGGCAAUUGGUCCAGCGCUGAAGCGGAUCUUCCAACCCUGCAUGCCUUAGUGGAAGAGGAGAUCGCCAAUGGCUGGUUCUUGGAGCUAGAUUCUUUGGAAGCGGCUCAAGAGCGUUUUGGCGACAAGCUGGCCAUUGGAAAGAUGUCUAUUGUCAAAGCUGAAGGCAAAAAGCCUCGUCUUGUGGUGGAUUCCACUGUCUGUGGCACUAACCCGUCUUGCUCGAUCCCCGAAACGUACACACUCCCGGGCAUUGACGAUGUUAGGGAUUCUUUCCCUUUGCGCUGUCACUCUGGCCUCUGCGCGGGUUUCGCUUUUGACAUCAAGUCAGCUCACAAAACGGUUCGAGUUCGCGAUUCGGAUCAGGGGCUUCUCGGGGUCUCCCUCCCGAAGAUUCAGGGCCCUGGCCGGCUUUUUUACCGCGUUUGUCCCUUUGGAGCGAAUUUCUCGGCCCUCUGGUUCCAGCGACUGGGAAGCUUUUUCCUUCGCACUUUACACCUUUGGACCUGGCUCCGACACGCCCUGCUGGGCUACGUGGACGAUUUUAUCCUGUUUCAGGACCAGGAGGAAGCCUUACAGGGUCGCCAUGUCUCGAAACGGACCCUGGACAAGGUCACCGGGUUGCUGCAGUGGUUUUGCAAGCUGUACAAGCAUUUUAAGCCUUGGUUGCAGACCCUGUACGCUGAUGCGAACCGUCCAUUGGCCACCAACUACAGCAUUGACCCUGGCGAUUGGCCCGGCUUGGCCAUUUGCGUUAACGAGGGGCUUGUCUUCACCUCCACACCGCCGGGCACGAGCAUUCCGACAGGCGCUAAGCUCAUUGAAGCUAGGCACUUGGCCCUGCAGUCUAAGAAAGACCUUGCCAACAUUCCCACCUCGAAACGUAUUUGGAUGAGAGUGACGGACCCCUCCACCACUCGCCGCAAGCUUUCAGUUUCCAGCCGUGAGAGCCUUCAGUUCUGGCUUAAGUGGUGCGAGGUUCCACCCCUUUUCUUUCCUUUGCAGAAACCCGCGGACGUUCCCAUCGUCUGCGCUGUCGCCGUGCCAGCUCACCAGGACAUCACAUGUUACGAGACAUUGGCACAGCUUGGCCUCAUUCUUUGUCUCCAUUCCGUGGUGCCCUUGGCACGCUGGACAGUCCGUCUCCGCACUUUGUCCGACAACACAGGCGCAGAGGCAGGCAUCAAUAAGCUCUACAGCUCGGCCUUUCCUUUGUCAGUGUUUCUGAAACGCUUGUCAAUGUUGGCAUGCAUGACUGGCAUUGAGCUCGACGUGUUCCACGUACCCGGCGAAAAGAAUGACGAUGCAGAUUUGCUCUCCCGCUGGAGUGAUGAGUCCCAGCCCUUGCCUGCCAAGUUCCUUCCGGACUUUCGUGUGGACUGCAGCCUUGCACGCAUCUGGCACUUCCGUUCCGAUGUGCGCCUUUGGCCUCCAGAUGCCAAGCUCAAAUGGCAGCCGCCAUAA
Messenger RNA from Symbiodinium natans, 4884 nucleotides. The record is from the annotation of a GenBank genome assembly. Lineage: Eukaryota; Dinophyceae; Suessiales; Symbiodiniaceae.